CCCGCCGCAGACAUAGGAGGUGCCAAAGAUGCAAUGAAGGAGAGUUUUGUGGUAGAGCAAUCAGAACCGCUGGCCAAUCCAAAGGAUAGUGGCGAACCAAAGCGUAAGGUCGUGAAGCGGAACAGUAAGCUAGAGAAGGACAGGGAGUUGUUGCAACUUGCCCAGAGGUACCAUGGAGUGGUAGCGGAGAGGGAUGCAGCCAUUGCAGUUAAAGAAAAAUUAGAAUCUCUUUGUAGAGAAUUUCAGCGUCAAAACAAAAUGUUAAAGGAAGAGUGCCAAAGGGUGUCAACAGAGGGGCAGAACUUUCGGAUGGAGAUGUCCGACAAAUUCGAGAAUGCUAUGAAGGCUGUCAGUGUCAAGCUUGAGGAGCAGAAAAAUGAAUGCAUUGCUCAGUUUGAAGAGAACAAUUCGCUGAGAAAUAAACUCAAAGACCUUGCUGAUCAAUAUAAUAUCAUUCAGCAGAAAUAUGCUCAUCAGCUGAAAGAAAAGACGCUGGAACUUGAGCUUGCUGAUCUGAAAAUUCAACAGCAUCAAGCGAAAGCAGCUCAAGAACAUGCCCAAAUGGUAUUGUAUGCUGAGCAAGUUUCUCAACUUGUCACUACUGAGAAGAACCUGCGGGUGCAGCUAGCUGCUGAUGGUGAAAAAUUUCAGCAGUUUCAGGAUGCCCUGUCAAAAAGCAAUGAAGUGUUCGAAACUUACAAGAAGGAAAUGGAACAGAUGGUGAAGGCGAUAAAAGACUUUAGGAAGCAAAAUGAAGCCCUGAAGAACAAGUGCGAGAAUUCAGAUAUUGCUCUUGUGAAGCUCAUUGAGGAGCGUGAGGUGAUGAAGAAGCAACUAGACAAAUAUAAGAAUCAAAAGGACAAACUCGAGUCCCUGUGCCGGUCGCUACAGGCAGAAAGGAAACAAAGCCCAUCUGUCAGUAUUCCUAAUGAUGCCUCUAACCAAGAAGAUGUUACAAGUCAGAAACAAAGCCCAUCUUCCAGUAUUCCUGAUGACGCCUCUAACCAAGAAGAUGUUACAAGUCAGCAGCCAGAGGUAUAGCGUUUUGGUGCUUCAUGGUGCAUGCCCUUGGUGCUGCUGCUCUCUAUGGUAUAACUUGGCGAGAUUUUCUGAAUCCUGGCAAACGAUAUAUGCAAUACUUUUACCCUGCUUUGCUUGUGAUUCUCUGGGAGCUGUGGUAUGUGUAUAUCACACACCCAACCGAAACUAGUUGCCUAAAUAUCUCAUCGUUUGAGCAAUUUCAGAGUGGCUUUGGUUUCUCAGUGCAAAGAGCUGUCGAGUUCGAGUUUGUAACCAGACCAGUGUUACAAUUUGUUCCUUUUUCGUGUGAUUGGAUGGUAGAACAUCAGUCUUUUAGAAACAAACCGAAUGUGUGCACUGGUGAACUGAUCAACAUUCUGUGUUAAGCAAGUUUUAUACUUAUAUUA
This is a messenger RNA of Triticum urartu, 1427 nucleotides long. RefSeq lists its product as uncharacterized. Gene Ontology annotation, molecular function: syntaxin binding. The record is from RefSeq and is a predicted model, not a curated record. NCBI's taxonomy places the organism in Eukaryota, Viridiplantae, Streptophyta, Magnoliopsida, Poales, Poaceae.